AUGAGGGUCAAGGGGGGCAGGGUUACAAGGACAGGUGAGGUGACUGGAUCCCUGGGGAUGUGGAGAGACACGCCCCUACACGAAGACACAGUUGCUGGAACCCCAGAAGACGGGCUGUCUAGCAGCCUGCCCGAAUUAUAUGCAUCAGUUGAGAAUUUUAGGAAGAACAGAAAGAAUUCAAUUCUCCUAAAAACUCAUGGCAUUUCACCUAAGGAAGCACAGAAAAUACUUAGUAAAAACCUGAAUGAAAGGUCAUUCAUCAGCAAAACUAGUGUGAAAGAAGACCCCCAGUCUAUUUUCAUGUAUACAGUGGGUAAAAAAGAGGUUGAAAAGAAAGAAUCCAUAGUUGAGCUUCUCCACCGCAGCUUACUAAUGGACCCACUCCCUCCAAAACCGCCACCCUCCAAGUCCCAAAAAAGACUGGCUCAGAUUGGGAUCCCUCCUCCCAUACAUACAUUUCCUUAUAACAUUAUGGAUGAUCAUUCCAGCGCUUUCCCGAAGUCUACCAUUAUUAAGAAGAUUCAGAGCAUCAAAAUAUUAGGCUUUCCUGAUUCCAUCCAAGAGAAGAUGAUCUAUGAAGACAAAGUUCCCAGAUACGUUUCAGCAAACCCAGAAAAACAAUUCAUGGAUCUAAGGGAUCUGGAAUGGAAAUAUGUUAAGGGGCUUGCAAAAUGGAAGUGCACUACUCCAGUUUCAUUCGUGGACAUAAAAUACAACACUGAGAAGAGAUUUGUAGAGAGCCAGACUAUGCCUGGUUUUAUUUCCCCUCUGCUAGUUCGUAAGUCUUUCGUCAUUUAUCCUCAGACCAGUUUUCUUAACUGGAACAUAUAGUUUAUUAAAAAUAUCUUGGAUAUGGAGUUUUCUUUUGGGAGCAUUGAAGCACAGAGAAAGCACCCAAUACAAUAUAUGAACUGCGUCUACAUAGUAUUCACGCAAAGCCCCAAAUUAAAACAUUAACAUAGAGUAUAAGAUCCAAGUUGAUCUGCUAUUGUAAGACCUGUCCUAAUGGUUUAGAAUUGCAAAGAAAGUGUUGAUCAUAUAUUUUUGAAAAGGAUGCAUAUGAAUAACACCCAGGCAAGCAAGAAUAAGCUCAUUAUAGGUUCAAUCCCCAGAAUCCUCCCCUCCCACAA
Molecule: messenger RNA, 1130 nt
Organism: Marmota monax (woodchuck)
Lineage: Eukaryota; Metazoa; Chordata; Mammalia; Rodentia; Sciuridae
Gene: CUNH9orf153
Product: chromosome unknown C9orf153 homolog
Exons: 3
Coding region: 1-831 (276 amino acids)
Source: RefSeq, a predicted model, not a curated record